ACUACAUUUCCCAACAUGCCAUGCGCCGUUCUGACGGUUUUAGUGCCGAAUCUAACCAGGGAUGCAAUGUGAAAUGGAGGCGAGGGAAGAAUGCGCGGGAGGCUUCAAAAAGGAGACCGUGAACAAACUGCUCCAGCUCCACUUCAAAGAUGACAAAACGCGAGCCAGUGGUGAUGCUGCGUUGUUGAUGGCUGAAAUGCUUAAAGUAUUUGUUCGAGAAGCAGCAGCACGAGGAGCACGGCAAGCUCGGACUGAGGAUGUAACUAGAGUGGAAGUGGAACACGUGGAAAAAAUCCUGCCACAGUUGCUUCUGGAUUUCUAGAAACCUGAUGAAUGAAAAACCUGUAUUCCUGUUAUUAAGAAGAAAUUGAGCUGAACUCAGAAGCAAAAUGAUUGAUAGACUUGUAAUAUGGAAUUUCCUACAAAAUGUGCUGACUUCCUGGAAUGACAACUUCAACAACUUAUCUUCCUUCUCAGCUCUGUUUUCUGUCUCUUUUGGGGUGCUUAAUGGCUGUCAGUGUUGCCUAAAAUAACUGUGGGUUUGUUGGGAGUUUCUUGUAACACAGUUCCUGGAGCAGAUGGUAGCUAUCUGAAGUUGCGCCCUGCCCUUAUGAUUCCCAUUCAUAGUCAGGUAAUGUCUUUACUUUUCUAAUGGGAAAAACAGGUGCCAUCUUCUAGAGGUGUGUGGAAAGGGUGAGUAUGCUUGGAAGGCUUGGCCACAUCAAGGGCUCUUGUCACCUCCAGGCCUGAGUGCUGUCUUAAGUUCUUAAACGGGGGCCUAGCCUCAAAUCUGUGCCAACAGCAGGUACCUGAUCUUUAUUUUAUGAAUAAACAGCGCCUGUCCUUCAAUCCUUUCCCACAUUCCACAGGGCCAUGACAUCAAAGAGUGCAUGGAACCUUUUAACCAUUUGAUAUUCCUCUAAGAAGCUGCUUUCCCUCUGCUAUAAAUUUGUUCUUACAAAGAAACGUCAAUAAAUCAAAAAUAACCUCC
This is a messenger RNA of Crotalus tigris (Tiger rattlesnake), 991 nucleotides long. It is a transcript of the gene CENPX, whose product is annotated as centromere protein X. Gene Ontology annotation, biological process: DNA repair; kinetochore assembly; replication fork processing. Bases 62 to 322 code for a protein of 86 amino acids. NCBI's taxonomy places the organism in Eukaryota, Metazoa, Chordata, Lepidosauria, Squamata, Viperidae. Gene Ontology annotation, molecular function: protein heterodimerization activity. Gene Ontology annotation, cellular component: FANCM-MHF complex; Fanconi anaemia nuclear complex. The transcript has 5 exons. The record is from RefSeq and is a predicted model, not a curated record.